AUGAUUUCUAACCACAGUACUAGCACUUCCAAAAACUACUUCCAGUUCACAAACUGUGACACAAUUUUUGGAUCAUUUGAAGGAACUUGGGAAAAGCUGUCCCAGGUCGCUGUCAAGGGUGCUGAAUUACUAAAUGACCAAGAGAAAUAUCAACUCAUUUGGCUGCAUGGCACAGCAGGCGUCAGAAAGUCUGCUGUUGCUUUCACUGUGGCUGAAAUGAUGAGAGAUCUCAAAGUGACAGAGGAGAUGCAUGUCAAAAAGUGGCUUGCAGGAACAUUCUUUUUCUCACAAAAACACACAAAAUGCUGCACCACUGGCUAUUUCUUUGCGACACUUGUCUACCAACUUGCCAGCAAUUUUCCCAGUAUCUGGAAGGAUGUCAACAGAACCAUCCAGGAUAACCCUGCUCUUCUAGACCCUGAUAAGUCUCUUCGUGAUCAGGUGGAGGCAUUGUUCAUCCAACCUCUCCGGAGGCUUCAAUUGAGACUGCGUGGGUGUUUGCCUUUGGUAUUUGUUGUUGAUGCUCUUGAUGAAUGCAUGUCUGAAACCAAGCUUGUUGAUCUCAUACUUUACCUUGCACAGGCUCUUCAUAUACCUGAUCUCCCCAUGGUCCACAUUCUACUUAUGGGUUGCUCAGAAUUGCAUAUCUGUAAAGCCUUUCAGAAUGUCAAAGUGCACUUGCAGUUAGAUGGUGCAGAUGUUGACAAGGACAUCUAUAUUUUCUUGCAUCAUUCCUUCACAGAGCUACAAAGUCACCAUCCUGAUUUUCCCCAGCCAUCAAGGGAUGAGCUUGAGCAGCUGGCCAGCCGAGUGGGCAGAUGUUUCAUCGUGGCAUCUACAAUGAUGAAGUUUAUUGAUGAUGGAGACAAUGAUCCGCACGAGCAGCUUCAAGUCAUGCUGGAUCUAGCAAGUGAAUUGCUACCAGGAAUGGAGGUGUACAAGUUGUACAACUGUAUCCUCUCUACAUGCACUGACCCCAAGCGGGCAUACCAGCACUUGUCCAUCAUCACUGCCCUCACAGAUCCUCUGCCAAUUUUACAACUUUCAAAACUUCUUGGCCCUGGUCUAGGCAGGGACAUUGAGACAACACUGGUGCAGCUAUGGUCUGUCAUGGAUAUCCCUACCAAUGGCAAUCUCCCUGUGAAUAUCUAUCACUUGUCCAUUUCAUCCCAUCACCCUGCUCCCUACUUGCUCACUCCUCUUUCCACUUGA
This is a messenger RNA of Suillus subaureus, 1212 nucleotides long. RefSeq lists its product as uncharacterized. The coding region runs from base 1 to 1212 and encodes 403 amino acids. The transcript is spliced from 5 exons. NCBI's taxonomy places the organism in Eukaryota, Fungi, Basidiomycota, Agaricomycetes, Boletales, Suillaceae. The record is from RefSeq and is a predicted model, not a curated record.